ACGGCGCGCUCUGAGAGUGCCACAGCACAAGGCGCGCACAUACUCACACCACACCCACGUCAAGCGAAGUUCAGACGCAGGCGAGGCGAAGAAGAACACGGCUGUUCUUCGUCAUGGGCGCGGAUGCAACAACGUUACACGUCGCGGUCCACGCCCUUGCGAGCUCCCUGCAGCCGCAGGUGGCCGCCGUGCUCUUCGCCUCGGCCGCGUGCACAGUGGCCCUGGCGUUCCUCCUGACCAUGCUGCGGCUGCGGCCGCCGUGGUGGUGCGCAUGCGCGGUGUGCGAGGCGUACGUGACGGCGUCGUGGGCGGGCGAGUUCGACAACCUCUGCGACUGGUAUGCGCACCUCCUGCGCCGCGCGCCCGGGCGGACCGUGCACGUGCACGUGCUCGGCAACGUGCUCACCGCCAACCCGCCCACCGUCGACCACAUGCUGCGCGGCCGCUUCGACAACUACCCCAAGGGCGCCCCCUUCUCCGCCAUCCUCGCCGACUUCCUCGGCCGCGGGAUAUUCAACGUUGACGGCGACGCCUGGAUGUUCCAGCGCAAGCUCGCCGCGGCUGAGCUCGCGUCCCCGGCGCUGCGCUGCUUCGCGGCCAGCGUCGUGGCCUCCGAGCUGCGGUGCCGCCUCCUUCCUCUGCUUCACUCUGCAUCCAGCGGCGGCAACAGCGAGAAGCUGCUUGACCUUCAGAACGUGUUUCGCCGCUUUGCUUUCGACUGCAUAUGCAGGAUCUCGUUCGGCCUCGACCCCGGCUGCCUCGAGCUCUCGAUGCCGAUGUCAACGUUCGCGGACGCGUUCGACACGGCCUCGAUGCUCUCCGCACGCCGCGCGACGGCGCCUAUGCAUCUGUUCUGGAAGCUGAAGCGGUUACUCAACGUCAGGGAGGAGCGGGAGCUCCGCGACGCGAUCCGCCUCGUCGACAAGCUUGCCGCGGAGGUCAUCCGGCAGCGCCGAAAGCUCGGCAGCGCCGCCUCGGGCGAUGACCUUCUAUCACGCUUCAUGGGCUCCAUCGACGACGACAAGUACCUCCGCGACAUCGUCGUGAGCUUCGUGCUAGCUGGCCGUGACACCGUCGCCUCAGCUCUCACCGCCUUCUUCCUGCUGCUGUCGGACCACCCCGAGGUGGUCAGCGCAAUCCGAGACGAAGUCUCCCGUGUCAUCGGAGACAGAGACGACCACCACACGGCUGCCAACUCCGAAAAGCUCAAUCACAUGCACUACGUGCACGCGGCGCUGUACGAGUGCAUGCGGCUGUUCCCGCCGGUGCAGUUCGAUUCCAAGUUCGCCGCCGGCGACGACACGCUCCCGGACGGCACGUUUGUCGCCAGGGGCACCCGUGUGACCUACCACGCGUACGCCAUGGGCCGCAUGGAGUCCGUCUGGGGCCCCGACUGCGCCGAGUUCCUGCCGGAGCGCUGGCUCCGCGACGGCCGGUUCGUGCCGGAGUGCCCGUACCGGUACCCAGUCUUCCAAGGCGGCGUGCGCGUCUGCGUCGGCAAGGAGCUCGCCAUCAUGGAGAUGAAGGCGGCCAUCGUCGCCGUCGUGCAGAGCUUCGACAUCGAGGCGGUCGGCCGGAGCUCGCGCCGGCCCAAGUUCGCGCCAGGCCUUACCGCCACGUUCGCUGGAGGCGUGCCCGUCAGAGUGCGCCGGCGAGCGCGUGUCAGCGCGCACCGCCCACCAAGUUAACUCAAUCGAUUGCCGCUUCACCACGGCACGCGCGAUUUAUUCGUUCUCCUCUGCUUUGAAACAGAACAUACACAUGCAAGUCGCCGUGAUCUACUCAUGGUUAUGGCCACUCCGUUUGGCGAGUGCGCUGGGUACUUCGCGUCCACUGGAGAUUCCACUGAUGGUUCAUUGCUGGGCGGAUUAGUCUAAUGCCUGAUGGCAUUUCUCUUCUGCUCAAACAUGGAUAAAGGGGGCAGCCACCACAAAAGUCGACUCUGCAUGUCAGCAUGUGUGUUAUUUCCAACUUCAAAGCAGAAUGCGAACCUCCGAUGCUAUUCCUGAAAAGAAAAAUUGCAGAUUCGGAGUUCAGAAUACAAAGCUAGAUGUUCUUCCUUGUGACUC
This is a messenger RNA of Phragmites australis (common reed), 2069 nucleotides long. RefSeq names its product cytochrome P450 94C1-like. The coding region runs from base 114 to 1688 and encodes 524 amino acids. Gene Ontology annotation, molecular function: oxidoreductase activity, acting on paired donors, with incorporation or reduction of molecular oxygen; heme binding; monooxygenase activity. NCBI's taxonomy places the organism in Eukaryota, Viridiplantae, Streptophyta, Magnoliopsida, Poales, Poaceae. The record is from RefSeq and is a predicted model, not a curated record. The transcript has a single exon.